CAACUUGUCUAGCUCCAUUAAAAAGCUCGUUGGUAUUUUUAUGGGGAUUACAAAUUAACUUAGAACUGACAUCUUUAUGAUGUUGUGUGAUCUUAUCCAAGAACAAGGACUGUCUUUCCGUUUGUUCAAGCCUACUUUUAUGUUUUUCAGGAGUUUUGCACAUUUUCUGUUAAGUUUAUUCCUAGGAGUUUUGUCUUUGUCACUAUUAUUAACAGGGUUUUCUCUGCUGUUAUAUUCUGCAACUGCUGAUUGUUUGUAUAUUUGAAGGCAAUUGAUUUCUGUAUGUGUAUGAAUUUAUCCUGCAGGAGCUUUGCUAAGUUUUUUGAAUCUGUAAAUUUAUGUAUUUCAUCAAAUAUGGGAAAUUUUCAGCCAUUAUUUUUGCAAAUAUGGUUUCUGCCCUUCUCUGGGGCUCCCGUUGCACAUAAAAUAGACCUUUGCUGUCACCCUAUGGGCAACUGAGGCUCUGGUCUUAGUAUUUGUUUUGUUGUUGCUGUUGUUGUUUUUAAAUCUCUUUUUCUCUCUGGUGUAGAGUUUAUUUUUAUUAUUUCAUUUGUAUUGAUAUAACAAGUAAGGCUGGUAAGGUUGUGGAUUUGAAUUUUUUUCUGCUUCGCUGCUUUAGAUGCAUACCAUAGUUUCUGAUAUAUAGUAUUUUCACUUAUAGUUUUUAGAAAUUAUUUUAUUUCAGUUUGUAUUUUUGUUCUUUUCUGUGAGUUCAUAGGCGAUAUUACUAAUUUCCAGGUAGACGGGCUUCUUUUAUUAUUUAAUUAAUAAUUUCUAGUUUUAUUAAAUUGAGAUCAGAGUGUUGUUUAUAAUAUUUUAUAUUUUGUGGAACUCACUGAAAUUUUCUUUUUGACUAAUAUGUGAUUCAUUUUUUAAUAUCCAGUGUAUAUUUGGGAAAGUAUUCUCUAUCAUCAGAGUAUAAAGUUCAAUACAUACUGACAAGAUCUCCUUGUUGAUUAUGCUGUUUAGGUCUUUGUGUGUGUAUAUAUAUGUACACACACAUACACACUUAUUUUUGCUUAUUUGAUCUGUUUUAUACUGAGAGAGGUCUUCUAUAGGGUCGUUAUGAGUCGGAAUCUACUCGACAGCAACAGGCUUGGGUUUUUUUUUUUCAUGUUUAAGGAGCCCUGGUGACACAGUGGUUAAGCACUUGGCUGCUAACCUACCAGCCACUCCUCAGGAAAAAGCUGUAGCAGUCUGCUUCUGUAAAGAUUACAGCCUUGGAAACCCUAUGGGACAGUUCUCCUCCGUCCUAUAGGGUCGCUGUGGUUGGGGUUGACUCGACAACAGGUUUUUUGUUUUGUUUUUUUAGUUGUUUGUUUCCAUCACUGUCACAUCCUAUCUCCUGUCAUUUUUGUUUUAUAAUGGUGGUGGUUGUAUCGUUUUGCAUAUAGUCCUAACUGUAGUAUCUUCAUUGUCAAUUAUGGCAUUUAGCAUUAAGAAGUGUCAUUCUUUGUCAGCUUCAAUCUUUUCUUACUUGAAUUCUGUGUUUUCUGACAUCAAGAUCCCCUCCCUUCACCAUCCAGGCAGUGUAACACAGAUUAGUCCACCAAGGUAGGAUAGGCCUGUCCAUCACAGCUUGGUGAAUUAAGCCAUCACCAUGCACUUUGGACAUCAUUCUUCACUUACUACAGAUUGAGAUUUAUUUUAGCGGAUGAAUAGUUUUUUGUUUUUUCAUAAGAUUCUUUAGAACACUUUUACUGUUCUGUUGUUUUCAGGGUUUAGACACCCAGGUAAAUAAUCUUCUACUGCAUUAAAGUUUUAUAAAUAAAUAGGCUGUUUCAAGGUUAUCAUAUUCCAUAAAGGAAUUUCUCUGUUUGUUCUCACAAGUACCAUUGCGGUUUAAAAAAAAAAAAAACAGCUUCACUGAACUAUAACUGAUAUGCUAUAUAAUGCACGUAUUUUAAGUGUUUGAUUUGAGAAAUUUUGGCAUGUGUGUAUACCUGUGAAACCGUCACCGCAGUUAAGAUAAUAAACGUUUUCAUCACCCUUAAAGCUUCUUCAUGGCCGAUUGUAAUCCAUUCCUCUUUCUACCACGGUUCCCAGGCAGUCAUUGAUUGGCUUUGUGGCACUGUAAAUUAGUUUGCAUUUUCUAGAAUUUUAAAUAAAGGCACUUACAUAGUAUAUAUUCUUUUGGGUCUGGCUUCUUUCCUUUAGAAUAAUGAAUUUGAGAUUCAUCCAUGUUGUUGUAUGUAUCAGUAGUUUAUUCUUCUUUACUGCUGAACCAGUCCGUUGUAUGGCUAUACUGACAUUAGGUUUUCCAUUCACGUAAGGGUGGACUUUUGGGUUGUUUGCGGUUUUUGGCUCUUACAAAUAAAGGUGCUGUGAACAUUCUUAUUCUUGUACAAGCCUUUGUAUGGACAUACACUUUCAUUUCUCUUGGGUAAAUAGCAAGGAAUGGAAUGGCUCAGCAGGCAAAUGUUUGUUUACCUUUUUAAAGAAGCUAUCAUAUUGUUUUCUAAAGUAGUUGUGUGUGACGUCCACACCAGCAGUAUAUGAGAGUUUGACUGCUUCACGUCGUUGCCAGCACUCCUUCUUGUUAGUCUUAGUCAUUUUAAGUGCAUUGUCUGAAGCUGGACCAACCUGAGGUCUAGCCUAGCCCUAGUCACUUGUGAUUGUUAUUUUUGUUAUCUUCAUUUUUCCAAUAAAGUCAAAAAAGUCUUUCUUAUAAAAUUAUAGAUGAUUAAGAAUAUAGCAUAUAAUCUUAAAAUCAAGGCUGUCUUAACUCCAGAAAGCAAACUCAUUUAAAAACUACCGUUUAGAAAGCAAAAAGUAUAUGAUCCUGAGGUAGAAUGUGUGUGGGGGUGUGGGUAUAUGUGUGACUCUGAGUAUACGUGUGACAGUGGGUGUGAGCGUGUAUGUGGCUGUGCGUAAGAGUGUGGGUGUGUGGGUAUGUAUUAGUGGGUGUUUAGGCAGGGGGGAGUAUAGUCUGAAACAAAAUGUCUGGGUUCCCCACAGAAAGAAAAAAGAUUACUGUUUCCUCGAAGACGGGAGGUAGGACGGGAGUGGAAAGGUGGAGUGGAGCUUAUGUCUGAAUAUCUCAAUACUGUUAGUAAUCUAGGGAUCCGAGUUACUUGCAGAGAAAAGUAUGAGGGCAGUAGUGUGGACUUGGGAAAGAGGGAAUGCUUUAGAACACUGGUACAGGCAACUGAAAGUGGAGUGAAUAAGAGAAAAAGGAACAUUUUGGAGCUUGUGUAAGGGCAUGUCAUGACUAUAUAUUGCAUUUGGAUAGCCACCUUGGCUCCCUAAUUUCUCUAGCCAUGCUUGGUGUUAUCUCCACCUUUGUCUUGAAUCCCAAGGUGCAAAACGGGAUACCCAGUCAUAUUAGAUUAACAAAGGCAAAUGUUUAAUCCCCACUUCAAGAUAACAUUCUGGGGCCACACUGUUGUUGUGUGCCGUCAAGUCAAUUUUCAACUCGUAGUGACUCCGUGUGAUAGUAGAACUGCCCCCAUAGGGUUUCCUAGGCUGAAAUCUUUAUAGAAGCAGAUGGCCAUAGAAGGCAGGAAAAGCUGACUGUGGAAGUGAAGUAGCAGAUUAACUAGGUCCCCACUUCCCAUUUGAUUUAGACAGUGAAGUAAUAUUUCACAAACUUUAGUAAUAUACAGACCCUUUUAAUAAGAGUUAGUGGAACCCACAGGAUAACUUCAUUUUUAUCAGUAAAAUGUUGUCUAAUUAUGUACAAACAUAAAUAUAAACUCUGCUUAGUAACACUGACAGAAAUACAAGACAAAAACAUUUGGGGAUAUAAAAAUUUUAAAACUAUGAAAUUCAAAUUAAUACUAAUUUACCGGGAAAUUAUGCUUUUUUGCAUAAAUGUGAUUGCUGCUUGACGCCUGCCAGUGGUACUUACUGCUCCUGCAUGGCUCAGAGUCUGUACUGCCAUAUGCCAUGAUAACUCACUUCUCUUGUCCAUUUUCUAUAUUCAAACUACUGCAGGCUGGAUGUCAUCAUCACAAUGUCCAGCUCUAUUUUUCGUUACUAUAUGGUCUUGCUUGAUUGAGAAGCCCUGGUAGCACAGUGGUUAAGCGCUCAGCCGUUAACCAGAAGGUCCACAGCUCCAUGGGAAGAAAAUCUGGUGAUCUCCUCCCAUAAAGAUUACAGCUAAGGAAACUCUAUGGGGCAGUUCUGCUCUGUCACAUAGGGCCGCUAUGAGUUAGAAUCAAUUCUGCAACACACAACAGCAACAACAAAGUGCUUGAUUAUAAAAUAGUCAUCUAGGUGAUUGAAAGGUUUCCAUUUUUUUUCUAGUUUAAACAAGUUAAAUAUACAAAAUUUAAAAAUUUUCAUAAAGAACUCAUGAACACCCAAGAAUAUAUCCUUAGACUCCUGAGACUUAUGUCUUAGUGUUUGUUCUACCCAGUUCUCACACCCUAUGGUUGAUGUGAUGGUUAAGAUUGUGUGUCAUCUUGACUGGGCCAUGAUUCUCAGUGUUUAUAUGUGAUCACUCCCAUGAUGGGAUCUGCCCUGAGUAGCCAGUCAGUUGAAAGGGAGUUUUCUUGGGCAUGUAGCCUGCAUCUGAACAUAAGUGGACGUCAGGCUUUUGCCUGCUCCGGAUCCUGCAGCUGCCUCCUGUUCGUCUGACCUCUGGUUCUUGGGACUUAAGCUAGCAGCUUACCUCUUGACCUUGGGAUUUUUUUGAUCUUCACAGCCUGUGAGCAAGAGCCCUGCUCACCAACCUGCCACCGAUCUUGGGUUCUCCAGUCCCUGCAGUUACGUGAAUCAGGACAAGCCUUUCUCCUGAUCCACGGACUUGGGACGUUCCCAGCCUCUACAGUCACAUGAGCCAUUUCCUUAUAUAAAUCUCUCGCUAUAUGUAUUUAUACACUUUACUGCUUUUGCUUCUCUAAAGAACCCAGCCUAAGACAGUUGACUGCUUGGCCAUAAUUAGGUAUUUAGAGGCAGAGUCAAUUCUCCCAGAUCAAAUCAACCAAUAAAUUUUAUUGCAAUUCCAAUAAGAAUCUCAGUGGUUUUAAAGUUCAACAAGAAGAAUAAGUGAGAGGGAAAUUUUGUAGUAACUCCUCUCUAUUCCCUCUCAACACACACGUACCAUCAUCUGCAUUAAAAGAUAAAUGACAAACUUGAAAAGCAUUAAUUGUCACCUAGGACAGACAUUUAAUGCUGUCCUGAAUGUCCUUCAUACAUAAAAAUAACACCCCAGUAUCAAAAUGAUCAAGGGACACAAUCAGGCAGAUUACAGAAGAAGAAACAAGUGGCCAGAAAACAUUUAAAAAUAUGCCCAAACUCAUUAGUAAUUUUAAAAGAGCAAAUUAAAAUACGACAUCAGAUUGGUAAAGUUGAAAACAAUUCGUAGAUAGUAUCUAGUGUCAGCAAGGUAUGGUGAGAGGACAUUCUUCCACACACUUGGUAAGAGUGUAAAUUGGUGAACCUUUCCAGAGACCGGUUUCCAUAAGGUCAGUAUUUACCCUUAAAAAGUAGCUGGGAAAGUAUAUAUUCACCCAAAGAUCGUUACAGCAUUGUGUAUAGUACUGAGCGGAUAGACUGGAGAGGCCCCUGCAUGUCAGUCAGCAGAGCUUUUGUUAAAUCAGUUAGGUGCCGCUGUGUGGUAGAACACUGAGCCGCGCUUUAUGCUGGUGAUCGCGAGUUGUAUGUUGGCAUGCAGUUCACGUAUCCCCCAAGCCUGAAGCUUUAGGGGAUGUGGUUGGGAAGUGUAGAAUGUGUGUAUGGUAUAGUGUCUAGUGCCUGAGUCUGUGUUUGUGUUUUUUACAUGCCAGAGAAACCCAAAUCUAGUGAGCGCACAGCCCUAGAGGAUACCCCAUAACCCGUUGCCGUCGAAUCGAUUCUGACUCAUAGCGACCCUGUAGGACAGGGUAGAACUGCCCCAUGGGGUUUCCAAGGCUGUAAUCUUUACAGAAGCAGACUGCCACAGAGUGGCAGAGUGCUGCAGGGUGGCUAGUGGGUUCAAACCGCCAACCUUUUGGUUAGCAGCUGAGCGCUUAACUGCUCUACCACCAGGGCUCCUGUGGAGGAUUCUAGGCAAGGGAAACCCUCCCAGAAAUGAGUCCUGACAAACCACCAUUUUGGGCGAGCCCAGCGUGCCUGUGCAGGGUAUUUUGUAUGCAUUUUCCCAGUCAUUGAAAACAGCUGCUAUUACUAUUACCGUUACAUUUCUAUAUGAGGCAGCCUGCUUUUCCAAGAUCUCACAGCCAUUAAAUGGUGUAACCAGGACUCAUGCCGAGUUAUUUUUAACUCUAAAGCCUGUGUUCCUUCUACAAAACCAUCCUGCCUCAAUACCUCAUAAAUCCAUCUGUGGUGUUAUCAUCCCCCUGAAAUUAACUAACUGAUUUUUAAUACAUGUCUUUGAAAAUCAUGUGUAAAAUUAGUAAAACAGAAAAAACAUGUACAGGCCUUUCCUUUUGGUGAAAAGAGUCCUGGAGUCAGAAGACCUGGAUUAAAGAGAUAUACUUACCAGCAAAGUGACUUGAAAGCGUGUCAUUUCAUUUCUGAACUGUAGUUUAUUUAAUUCUUUUAUAAAAGCAUAAGUAUCGUUACAUGUUGUCCCAUUCCUCAGAGCUGCCGAGGACUUGAAACCUGUACAUGAAACCUGUGAGAGCCGGAGCGCGAUGGGGCUGCUUUGUUUUCCAGGUCUCGAAAGUUUUCUGCCUUUGACACGAUGUAGUCACCACUUUUCUGUCGCUCUCUAUUUAGUGGAAAAUAUUUGAGUUUUCCUUCUCUGACAUGUUUCCAUCUUUACAGAGAUUUUAGUUUUGAUGGUGAACAGUUGUUGGCUUCUUAUUGAGGGUUUCUUAUAUACCAAACCAGAAAAACCAUUUGCCAUCAGGUCAGUUCCAGCCUCGUGUGCAGAGUAGAACUGCGCUGCGUAGGAUUUCCAAGGCUGACCUUCCAGAAGCAGAUCACCAGGCCUGUAUCCCAAGGCACCUCUGGGUGGGUUUGAACUGCCAACCUUUCGGUUAGUAGUCGAGCACUUAACUGUUUGCACCAACCAGGGACACUUUUGCUGCAUUCAGUUCACUCUUAUUAUCUUGCUGUUUUUUUCCUCAAAAAAAGAAACAUUGGCUUACCAUCUUGCAGAUCAGGCAUUCUCAAUGGAGGCAAAAAUUGGUUCAGAGGUAUGCUUUUUAUGUAUAAAGCUCAGAUAUACAUAUACAGUUUAUCUGUGGUAUUAAAAUUUCAUGGGAGGCAAUGUGGACAAAACGAUGUAAAAAGUCUCUGGGGGGGCAAAAACGUAAAAAAGGUUGAGAAACACUAUUACAGAUAGUUUUCUUGUAAUUGGCACUGCUGACCUCAACACCACACUGACGACACAGUGUGGUGAACUCUAUGUAGAAUCGAUGCACAUUCCAGUCUUUGUUUGAAUGUGACCCUCUUAAGGAGCCCUCGUGGCACAGUAGUUAAGCACUCAGCUGCUAACCAAGCGAUCAGUGGUUCAAACUCACCAGCCGCCCCACAAGAGAAAGACGCGGCAGUCUACUUCCAUAAAGAUUACAGCCUUGGAAACCCUAAGGGGCAGUUCUCUGUCCUGUAGGGUCACUAUGAGUUGGAAUCCACUGGACAGUAACAAGCAACUUUUCACUCCCCGCCCCCCUUCUGUCUGUGCUAAACCUUCAGAGCUGUAGUCAUUGCAUUCCUGCUACAUUCCAUAAGUAGGGAAGUCAUCUCAGAAUUCAAGGAAGGCUGAUCCGAAGAUACAUAAUCUAAGGAAAGGUCUUUAUUAUAAAUCUUCCAGCCAGCUUAUCUGUAUUGAUAUGUUUAUAAAUAACCAUAACAUUGGAAGCAGAGAAGGGACUUGAAUGACGGUUUUUAAGCUGAUGAAGUGUAUUCUGCCAUCCCUCAAUUUGGUACCAAGAGAGUGGGGCGCUGCUCUGACAGAUACCUAAAUGUGGAAGCCGUUUUGAAACUGUGAAUGGGUAGAAUUGCAACAGCAGCAGAGAAGUGGCGACAGCAGAGAACCAGCAAAACAAGGAGACCAGUGCAAGCAGACCCACAGAGCGAGACAGCUGAGUACCUGUGUGCAGGAGGCUUCCUGGCAGAGUGGGGUGCCUCUGGGCACUUAUUGGUGGAGCUGGCCUUGCUGACCCACAGAGCUAGAGAGCUGAGUGCCUGUGUGCAGGAGGCUUCCUGGCGGAUUGGGGUGCCUCCAGGCACUUAUCGGUGGAGCUACAGAGCUUUGGAACACUUGCCCCAGCAGGGCAGAUAUAGGCGUGAGGCCCAAGGAGCUGAGGGGCCAAGAAACUAGGAAGCAGAAGCUGAAGAGACAAAGAACACAAGAAGCCGAGCUGCCUCAGUCUUAAAAGGUAUGGCCAUGACCUCAGGGGUUUCAAAGGGUGGAGCCCUGGCCUCUGGUGUUCCCAAGGGUAGAGUUGCCGCACGUAUGGACUAGGAGAAUGGUGCGCCUAAAGCCAGGGGAGCAGAGUUGCUAUCUCAGUGGGCCAGGAAGGCAGAGGUGAAGCCCAGGGCCCAGGGGACCUCCACUCAGAAUUCAGAGAGUGUGGCCAAUACCUCGAGUCUGGAGGGCAGGGCCAUUGUGUAAAUUGUCUCAGAGAACAGAGGAUUAUUUUCAAAGCUUUCAGGGUUAAUGUAAUGUGUUCUGCUGAUUUACUUGGUGCCUGUUAUGCCUUCUUUCCCUUUAGUUUCUCCCAUUUGUAAUGGAAAUGCCUAGCUUGUGCCUAUUGUGCCAUAGUACCCUUGGAAGCAGAUAAACUUGUGUUCUAGGUUUCACAGAUGAAGAAGAAUUUUUGAAUUUUGGACUUGGAGUUAAGAUUUUUGCUAUGAUAUGAUGGGGUGAAUGUUUUGCAUUUUGCAAGGAUGUGAUUUUGGGGGGGCCAAAGGGUAGAAUGUCAUGGAUUAAAUUAUGUCCCCCCAAAAAUAUGUGUAUCAACUUGUUUAGGCCAUGAUUCCCAGUUUUGUGUGGUUGUCCUCCAUUUUGUGAUUGUACUUUUAUGUUGAGAGGAUUCGGGUGGGAUUAUAACACCAUCCUUACUCAGAUCACCUCCAAGGUAAAGGGAGUUUCCCUGGGGUGUUGGCCUGCACCACCUUGUAUCUCUCAAGAGAUAAAAGGAAAGGGAAGCAAGCAGAGAGUUGGGGACCUCAAACCACCAAGAAAGCAGCACGAGGAACAGAGCCUGUCCUUUGGACCCGGGGUCCCUGCACCUGAGAAGCUUCUCAACCAUGGGAAGAUUGAGGACAAGGGCCUUCCUCCAGAGCCAACAGAGAGAGAAAGCCUUCCCCUGGAGCCGACACCCUGAAUUUGGACUUUUAGCCUACUUCACUGUGAGGAAAUAAAUUUCUCUUUGUUAAAGCCAUCUGCUUGUGGUAUUGCCGUUAUGGCAGCAUUAGAUGACUAAGACGGAAUGGAUUAUCCUCACUAACGAUUUGGGCUGGAGGGGACAUAUGGCCUCAGGCACGUUUACAGAGUCACAGCACUUCAGUGGAGUGGUGCUACUAUGACUUGAAGACCCAACUUGGCAUGGGCUCUGAAGUAUGUCCUCUGCUCAUCCUGCCAGUUGCCCCCAUCCAGCACGAAGUUCUUUUCUCUCAGUCUAAGCAGAGGAUAAUCAGCAAACCAUCAAAUAGUAAAAUUACAGUCCCCAAAAGCCUUGCCAUGGUGGCAGUUCACAUCUUCAGAGAAAGCAAGCACAAGAGCGUAUACUGUACAUGCCAGUCAUGUCUGCCUGUAUUCUAGGGUGCAGGAUAAUAAGCACAAAUUACAAACUAAAUAGUUCACUUAUUAAGCUGAUUUGCGCUGUUGCAGUAUUUAGUUAUGCUACAAUACUUAAUUACACAAAUUACUGUUGCUUUCCUUUAAAAUCUUACAACUUUAGAAAUGUCAGAAAAAUUUACUCCUUAUGAAACAGUGGUUUGCUUCAGGGGCCCAUUUGUUAAUCUGUUUCCAUCUUAAGUACAGUAUUUUAAUAUGUUUGUAUUUAAAAAGUGAUAAAAAUGAAGGACUGUUAAGGUAUAAUGUCUGAUUUCAGUGCUAGUACUCUUUCUCAUUGUUUAUUGAAAAAAUUUUUUAAUUAACUGUUGGGAUUUACCGUAAGCAUUGAGGAACGCUAUAAAGGCAUGAUGGUUUGUACUGGUGCUUAUAAUGUUAAAAAGGAGAAAAUUAAGGAAUAAUUAUGUAUUUUAUUAAAAAUAUGGUACCCUUUUACACAGGGAAUACAGGACGGAGAGGAGGAGUGUGCUGUCGCAUUAGGGGGGUUUAAGCUAGGGUUACAUAGCAAGAUAUGUGUAAGUUUUUAUAGGAGAGAUGGCCUUGAUUUGUAAACUUUCACUUAAAACAGUAAGUUAAAAAUACAGUACCCUUAAAAAAAAAAGUUGGUGUAACCUAGACUGGAAUUCCCCCCCCCCCAAAAUGUAUCCAGUCUAAUUGUGUGCAUGAAUUGUGUAAUACUGGGGCUCCCGAGUCAUAUGAAGGAAGCCCCAGCAUGUACCCUCAUUCACUUCAGCAACUAGCUGCUGAGCACCUGUUACAGACGAAGUGCUGAGAUGGAGAGGGUGAAAAGGAGAGGUUCUCUGUCUCAAUGUCAGUGUCAAGAAUAGGACUCAAUACUUAACACUCAUUACUUUUGAAUGUUUUCACCUCGGUGAGACAUUGCCCAGUCGGUAAUAUUCUCAGGUUUUUCCUUAUUCAAAUACAGUAUCAUCAGAGCAAUAUUCUUUUUAUCAGUACUGUUGUAAGCAUAUAUUGACUCUGCCAAGUUUUUGUGUAGGUCCCCUGAGUCGUGUUUGUUUGUGUUCUAAUUCCCUAAGGCCUUUUCUUGGAUUGUUCGUAGUCUCUAAGCCAUACCGUUUUUCUCACGCUUGUUAAAUGUCUGUGCUUGGGGUGGUGGGAAAAUUGACUUGAUUUAUGAUAGUCUCUUUCAUACUAAAACAGCUCUUUUGAAACAGCAUACGCAUUAACACUGUGGAAGAUUUAUCAUAGCAGAAGUGACUUUAGGCGCGUAUCAUUGGAAGUUAAAUGUCACUCAUGAAAUAGAGCCAAAUGACAGUGAAGAUGACAUAGCACACACAUAUAGUAAAGAACAAGGGCAAAUCCACUGGAAAGCAAUUCAUGCGACAACUGUAGGGCUUCUCUUAUUCUUUUUAAAAUUUGGGUCCUGCAUGUCUCCUCCCUCUCGCCCUAAUUCAACCCAGAAGACAUUACACUGCCCAUUCAGAGUGGGAGUAGGGGUGGCAGACCAGUAUAGGGCUUCAGAGCCCACGUAGGGUGAGGAGGGUUUGGCUAUGGCAGUGGCAGCGGUGGGAUGAAUAGUAUGUUUGUGAGUCAGAUGGCAGGAGACCAUAGGAGACAGGUUUCUCACUGUAGAAGAAGGAAGUUACAGUAGAGCAAAGGGAGAAUGGGCCUUGUGGUAUUAGAUUGGAAUUGGAGGCAUCUGAGUGAACUCCUGGUUUUCAGUAUAUAUAUAUAUAUAGAUCUGUAUCUACAUCUACAAACAUAGAUAUGAAUGUGUAUCCAUAUGUUUAUUAUAGACACACACACAUAUACUCACAUGCAUAUACCCUAGCGCUCUCUACAGGGAAGGCCUGGGAACAGUGAUACCAUAAUAGCAAUGAGCACACCUAGCAUUUACGCUUUGGUUUAUAAAUACCUUUGUCUAGUAAAAGGAGCCAGGGCUACUUGGAGAAAUGGCUGGGACAGGAAAAAUACGAAAUGAGCCUGGAAUAUCCUGUUGUGCCAGAAAGUAAAAAAGUACUCAGAGAAUGAUAGGUAAGAACAAGAAGCUGAAGCCAGCUUGAAGGGACUCCCACUGGCCAAAUCUGGGAUAAAGUGAGCACAAAAUCGAUAAUGAUAGCAUUAAUGAUAUAAUAGGAAUCCAUGAGUCCAUGCUGAUAUAAAUAAAUAAACAGGGUGAAGAGAAUUCUUUUCCUUGCAGUAGGAUGUGUCACCAAUAAAUGUAGCAGGAAUGAUGGCAUUUUAUAAAUCACCAUUUGGCAACCAUCAUAGCAAUAAAUAAUUCAGCCAAGAACAUCAAUGCAUUAGUUUCAGAGUAGCUCAACACACAAUACUGGAUUACAAAAGAAAAAACUUGAGAAACCUGGCAGAUCCCAUCUUCAUCAGUUGGUGAAAAUGAACUUCAUCAGUACCAUGGGAUCAGUUGAAUUUCUACCACCUGGUAGAAUACAUCAUCACUUCUGUGGGAGUCCUGCCAAAAAUGCAUAACCAGAAUCUAAUCACGAGGACACAGGAGACAAACUCACAUUGAGGGUAAUUUACUACAAAAUAACUGACCUGUAGUCUUCAAAAUUCAAGAAAAGAAAAGUCAGGGAAAGACUGAGAAGCUGUCCAAGAUGGAAGGAAACUAAGACUAGACAACUCAGUGCCGUACAUGAUGUGGGUUUGGAUGCUUUCGCUGUAAACGAUGUUGCUAGAGCACCUGGUGAAACUUGAGAGCAGCCUGUGAAUUAGAUGGUAGUGACAUAUCAAUGCCAGCCUCCUGACACUGAUGGUUCUACUGUGGUUAUACAGGAGAAUAUUCUUGUUUGUAGGAAUUAGCACACCAGAGUACUUGGGGUAAAGAGGUCCCAUGUCAGGACCUGCUCACAGAUAGUUCAGGAAAAAAAUGCUCUGUGAAUUUGGAAUUAUUUCAGAAAUAAUAGCAAAGUAAAUGUUCUUUCAGGCAUACUCACUGCUAGAGAAAUUAUUAUUUCCUUUCAAAGCUAUAAAGGCAAGACUCUUUUGAUAUAAAGCUACAACAGAACAAUGUGUUUCUUUAUUGGGAUUUUGAUAUUUACCGGAUAUAAAAAUAAUCAGCUUGCUAAAGAUCCUUAAAAGAGAACUUAAAAAAAAAAAAAACACUCAGCACACACAUACGCGCGCGCACAUACACACCCACACUGAUAUUAAAGUGACUGAUGUAGUUGUGUGGCCACUCAGGUUUGUAGAUUUAUGGCCUGAAAACAGUUGGGAAGGAUUUAAAAGCAACAUCCUGAAAAAGAGGAUGUUGGAGCUUACUGUUUUUGCUGUUCUUUUUGCAAAGUAAUUUAGAAUAUAGGCCUGGAGUUGGGCUGCCUGCUUUGGAAUCCUUGCCGCCACUUAUGAGACUUCGGACAAAGUAUUUGAUUUCUCUAGUUCUUAGUUUUCUCAUCUGUAAAUCAGGAUAAUAAUAUUGAACUCACAGUCUGUCAACAGGGUAAAUAAAAAGCACUUAGACUGUGCCCAUCACACGUUGUUAUUGGGUACCACAGAGUUGAUUUUCAACUCGUAGCAACCCCAUGUGACAGAGUAAAACUCCCCCACAAGGUUUUCUAGGCUGUAAACUUCUGAGAGCAGAUUGCCAGGUCUUUCACCCACGGAGCUGCUGGUGGGUUUGAACUGCCAACCUUUUGAUUAGCAGCUGAUUGCUUAACUGUUGUACCGCCAGGGCUUUAAAUUUGACUGCUCUUAAAAAAAAAAAAGUUGAUGGCUAUUGUUAUUGUUAGUUCAUGAAAAGUUAAAAGGUAUUCUAGUAUGAUUGUUAGUUUCCUUAUCUCUCAUCAGGAGUAUAAUUACUAGGAGGCUAUAAAAGUUACGGCCUCUACUGUUAAACCUGUCCUAAAAUCAAGCUACAGCCUGGAAAUGGGGCCUAUCCUAGAAGACAGCCGGCUGAAUGCCACGCAAGUGAAAGAACUUGGGGUUUGGAGACCUAAGACUUUGGUUAAAUUCCAGACCUUCACUUACAAGCUCUGUGACUUUGGUUUGGCCUGUAAAAUGUCUAUAAUGUACAAGUAAUCAGAGAGAUCACAAAGGGCUGUUAGGGAUUAAAUGAGAUAAAUUUCGCAAAACAUAGAAUAAAGUGACUGAUAUCAAGAAUGUCGUCAAAAAAUGAUGGUUAUUUUUAUUACUUCUUUAAAAACGACGGGAGUAGUUAAUUUACAAGAAUAAAAGCCUUAGGAUCAGAUAUAGUAGCAAAAAAUUUGAGGGCAUUUUUGAGAAGUGUGAUAAGCUCGUCACUAUUUGUUUCUGCAGAGGUUUGGACGACCAAGGAUGGGCUUAAAUAGCUUCAGAAGGAAUUUCCGUUGACAAGAAGCAUGUCGUGUGUUACGUAAUCUUGUUCUCCAGAGACGCUGGAGAAGAGUAGAUAAGUGUCCUUCUGGAACAGCACGGGUUUAGUGCACACCAGCCUUGGAACCAGGGACAGAGGACAGAUUGCCUCACCCGGUCUCCUGCCUCCUUCCCAUCUAUGUUUAAACGGUGAAAAGAAUACUGAUUUUCCAGGGUGUAAAUAUGUAAGCCUUUCUUUAUUCCACAAGAGGAUCCUGUCAGGUUCACAUUCAAAACAGACCUGUAGAUUUUCUUUUAAAGAAAAUUUUCUUCCUUUCGAGAACAUCAAGUUGUCCAUCUAAAAUGAGUAGCACUUGGUUACUGACCUGGGACUUCUUUCGAACACUGAGUAUUACAAGUUUUGUACCUUCUUCUGUUUUAAUUUCAUUCACUCAUUCAUCCAACAAAUAUUGACUGCGAAUUCCCGAAUAUCCCACGGUGAACGUGGCCGCUGUGUAACCCCGUGUGUUUCAGAGCAGAACUGCGCACCAUAGGGUUCUUCAGUGGCUGGGAUCUUUUACAAGUAGAUCACCAGGCCUUUCUUCUGAGAUGCCUCUGGGAGGAUUUGAACUGCUAACCUUUCUGUUAGCAGCCGAGAGUCGGAAUCACCUUGAUGGCAGCUAACAACAACAACAAUAUUCCAGGCACUCUGCUAGGUCCUGGUUUUAAAAAGUGAACAAAGUGAAUCCUUCAGGGAACAGGAUUCACAGUCUGCUGCCCCUCUAAUCUCUGAUGGGUGUAAUGGAAUCUCUUUGAACCAAUUAAAAAAAAAAAUCAGAUGCUGUUGGCUACAGCUACAGAUAAACAUAUAUUUUGUGUAUGUGAAAACUGAGGUUUGCCUCCACAUUUUCUAGAACCAUACCUCGGGAUUUCCGUCAUGCAGCAUCCCUCGUGUGUGAGCAGCGCAGUCUGUGACUUGCAGGAGAGGUGCCCGUUGCUGGCUGAAUGUUACAAAAUAGAGGCUCUCUGGGUCUCUAUGUGCAGGAGAGAUUUUUCCUUAGAAAACCACGGCAAUGCUGACUCUCUCAGCCGACUAGUGGCACAGCGGAAAACUGCUGCUCAGAGCUGAACUGCCAGAGGAAGCAAGCUGCAGUUACAGUCCAUUGCCCUAUUACAAAGAGCAGUGCCUUCGCUGGGGAGAGCCGUGCAGAGCAAAAAGUACAGCACAACAGAACUUUGGUGCUGAAAUGACCCUGUUUCUCUCCCAGUAUGCUAGGAGCGUGUUUAUUCGGUGUGGUACCUCUGCUAAGACCUGCUUCCUUCAGAUGCCCAAGCCUGCCGCAUGUUUAGCUGGAGAACUUAAUGAGUAAUGUGCUUGUCUGGCUGGUAGAAAGUAUUUCCACAGCCUGCGGCUGUGUUUAUAGAGAGCCCGAGAGACCACAGGCAGCAAUUUGUCUUCUUCGGUAUCAGCAGAGUCUUCUCUCUUAACAACUCGAGGAUUUAUUUUUAACUGCUUGACUCAGUGUUUGUCAGAUGAUUCGGACCAUCAAACUGCAGAUUGAAGUCCUCAGCGCGGGGGAAGCUGGAAUGGCACAGGAAAGGGGGCUGGCUGGGAAAAGGGGUGGGAUUUCAGAGUCGUGCCUCCAAGGCUCUGCCUCCCAACGUGGGAGAGAGUUGAGGGCUUCCAGCAGCACGAGUGUAUUUGCAGGUCAAGCUGGGAACUAGAAGGUAAUGGCUGCCUUCUGCUGCUUAAAGACAUAAUUGUCCGAUGAUUGGGAUAUUGUGAGCAGGAACCAAGGACCCAGGGACCAGGAUUCUCAGCACUGUUGUCUGCUGUUCGGCAAAUUGAGCUUCUCUUCUGCUUAAUGCUGCCUGACUCUCACCAUGAUCGAUAGCUCCAAGAAGCAGCAACAGGGCUUCCCAGAGAUUUUAACUGCUGAGGAUUUCGAACCAUUAAAAGAAAAGGAAUGCCUUGAGGGGAGCAACCAGAAGAGUCUCAAGGAAGUGCUCCAGCUGAGGCUGCAACAAAGGAGGACAAGAGAACAACUCGUGGACCAGGGCAUCAUGCCACCUUUGAAGAGCCCAGCGGCAUUCCAUGAACAGAUAAAAAGCUUGGAACGAGCCAGAACUGAAAACUUUCUGAAACACAAGAUUCGGAGCCGACCAGAUCGUUCUGAACUUGUCAGGAUGCAUAUUUUAGAAGAAACAUUUGCAGAGCCAUCCCUACAGGCUACUCAGAUGAAGUUGAAAAGAGCUCGACUAGCUGAUGAUCUGAAUGAGAAGAUUGCUCAAAGGCCUGGUCCUAUGGAGCUGGUGGAGAAAAACAUCCUUCCUGUAGACUCCAGUGUUAAGGAAGCAAUUAUAGGCGUUGGAAAGGAGGAUGACCCCCAAACUCAGGGCGAUUUCUCAUUUGACGAAGACAGCAGUGAUGCUUUGUCUCCGGACCAGCCGGCUAGCCAGGAGUCGCAGGGGUCAGCUGCAUCCCCAAGUGAGCCAAAAGUUAGUGAAUCACCAUCUCCUGUGACUGCAAACACUCCAGCCCAGUUUACUUCAGUGCCCCCAGCAGUUCCUGAAUUCUUGAAAACUCCUCCUGCGGAUCAGCCUCCCACAAGGUCCUCAGCUCCCAUCCUUCCCACAAACUCUGUGUCCUCAGCAAAACCUGGGCCAGCACUGGUAAAGCAAAGCCAUCCCAAGAAUCCAAAUGACAAACACCGUAGCAAAAAGUGCAAAGACCCCAAACCACGGGUGAAGAAGCUGAAGUACCACCAGUACAUUCCACCAGAUCAGAAAGGUGAGAAGAACGAGCCGCAGAUGGAUUCCAACUACGCCCGCCUGCUCCAGCAGCAGCAGCUAUUCCUGCAGCUGCAGAUCCUGAGUCAACAGCAGCAACACUACAACUACCAGACCAUCCUACCUGCACCACUCAAGCCACUCAAUGACAAAAAUAACAACAGUGGGAAUUCAGCUUUGAACAAUACCACGCCUAGCACACCAAGACAGAGCACAUCUGUUCCUGUGAGAAAGCCAGGCCCACUGCCUUCCAGCUUGGAUGACUUAAAGGUAUCGGAACUGAAGACAGAACUGAAGUUAAGGGGCCUGCCAGUGUCAGGCACCAAACCUGACCUCAUCGAACGCCUGAAACCCUACCAGGAAAUGAACAGCAGCAGUGUUGCUGCUGGCAGUAUCGUGGCAGUGUCCACUCCUGCCAUCGUUACCAGUAACCCAGAAGUCACCAUGGCCUUGCCGGUCACAACAGUACACAGCUCUGUGACUAGCUCAGUCUCCACACUCAAGGCAGAGUUACCAUCCACGGGACCCAGCAACACAGCCCACGUGGAGAGUGCUAAUUCGCCUCUGCCCAUCUCGCCGUCCCCCUCCGAGCAGUCCAGCCUCAGUACCGACGACACCAACAUGGCAGACACCUUCACCGAGAUCAUGACCAUGAUGUCUCCUUCGCAGUUCUUGUGCUCAUCGCCCCUGAGAGUGACAAACGCUGAAGACAGCUUAAGUCCCACCAGCAGCACUCUGUCCAGUCUGGAACUGGAUGCUGCUGAAAAGGACCGCAAGCUUCAGGAGAAGGAGAAGCAGAUCGAAGAGCUAAAAAGGAAACUGGAACAAGAGCAGAAGCUCGUGGAAGUACUGAAAAUGCAACUUGAGGUUGAAAAACGAGGGCAGCAGCAACAGCAGCAGCAGCAGCAGCAGCGGCCACUAGAACCCCAGCCCAGUGCACCAGCUAGCUCUGCCAAUAAGUUAGAUCAGAAGCACGCCAGUGUUGCUUCUGCCGUCAAAGACGAGGCCUCGCUCCCUGACUGCUCAAGCUCCAGGCAGCCCAUCCCUGUCGCCAGCCAUCCUGUGGGCCAGCCCAUCUCUACAGGUGGCCAGAGCCUUGUUGCCAAAAAGGCUGUAGUUAUCAAGCAAGAAGUCCCUGUGGCCGCAGCGGAGCAGCAGAGCCUGGUCUCGCAGUUUUACGUGAGUUCCCAGGGACAGCCGCCACCCGCCGUGGUCGCUCAGCCCCAGGCUUUGCUGACCACACAGACUGCUCAGCUGCUGCUCCCAGUGUCCAUCCGGGGCUCGAGUGUCACUUCUGUGCAGCUCCCAGUUGGCAGCCUCCAACUCCAGACUCCACCACAAGCCGGAAUCCAGCCUCAGCCUCAAAUAGCAACUGCUGCACAAGUACCAACCGCUGCCUUGUCGUCAGGCCUGGCCCAGCCUGCUCUUCAGAAACAAGACACUUUCCCACGGCACGUGCUUAACCAGCCUCAGCAAGUUAGGAAGGUUUUCACAAACUCAGCAUCACCUACAGUUCUCCCAUACCAGAGACAGCCUGCUCCAGCAGUCCAGCAGCCUUUUAUUAGUAAGACAUCCAGCAGCCUUCUCCAGUCCAGAAACGCUCCACUCCCAUCAGUGCAAAACGGACCUAACCCUCCCAGCAAGCCUAGUUCACCCCCGCCACCUCAACAGUUUGUUGUCCAGCACUCCCUGUUUGGUAGCCCGGUCACCAAGACAAAAGACCCUCCCCGCUAUGAGGAAGCCGUCAGACAGACUCGCAGCGCACAGUCCUCCCUUCCAGAGAUUUCCAAUGCACACAGUCAGCAGAUGGACGACCUCUUUGACAUCCUCAUCAAGAGUGGAGAGAUUUCUCUCCCUAUAAAAGAAGAACCUUCUCCAAUUUCCAAAAUGAGACCAGUGACAGCCAGCAUCACCACAAUGCCAGUCAAUACAGUGGUGUCCCGGCCGCCACCCCAAGUCCAAAUGGCACCACCUAUGUCCUUAGAACCUAUGAGCAGUUUAUCUGCCAGUUUAGAGAACCAACUAGAAGCCUUCUUGGAUGGGACUUUACCUUCAGCCAAUGAAAUCACUCCACUACAAAGCAGCAAUGAAGACAGAGAGUCCUUCUCUCUGAUCGAGGACCUCCACAAUGACCUGCUGAGUCACUCAAGCAUGCUGGACCAUUCACACUCACCCAUGGAAACUUCUGAGGCCCAGUUUGCUGCCAGUACUUCCUGUCUGUCACUUGACCUUUCUGACACAAACUUGGACAACAUGGAGUGGUUAGACAUCACAAUGCCUACCACGUCAUCAGGACUCACCCCUCUCAGCGCCACCACUCCAAGUAUGUUUUCUGCUGACUUUCUAGACACACAAGACCUGCCGUUGCCCUGGGACUAAAGUCACAGAUGUCCAAUCUUAGAGUUCAUGAGGUUUAAAAACAUGAAAACGAUUCUCCAAGGUCAGUUCUUAGAGAUAGAUCCAUAGUUGCAUCGCUGCAAUUAAAAUGUGUUAUCACAGAAAAAAUGAGAUAGAAGGUCAUAGCCUGGAAACAAGUCUGAAAACCUUGCACUGCACUUGGCAGUGAACUUCUACGAUUUAACAUAGCAGAGGGCCUUCUGAAAAUACAUGAGUCAAGGAGGACUCAUCUGUUGCUCCAGACUUCAGUAAAGAUGAAAAGUACCUUUAGAUGAAAACAUAGAGAAGAGUGAUGUAUGCAGGAAAAUGACAUUAGGAUUCUCUAGUAAUCAACUACAUUUAAACCUCUGUGGUCACUUUACGAAAGACAGACAGCUCCACUCAAAACCUAAGGCUGGUGUGAGGGAGGUGAGAGAUCACUACAUUUGAUAUUUUCCUAGAGGUGGCCUGAGCCGAGCCCAAGACCCAGCGGGGCCAGAGGCAGUGGAGAGCGCUGGCCGGUUGAGUGACAUGACACAUCCAGCUGAUGACUUUGGGUUCCAUUCAGAAACUUGUGUACUUUUUGUGUGUGUGUUGUAGUUUAUCUUGUGAUUUUUGGGAUCUUCCUUUAGAUUCCCAAAUUUAAAUUUAAGUGGAAAAUCUUUCACCAUAAGCAGAAGGUGUCUACAAAAUACUGUCAUAAGCAAUCCACUGUAAAAAGUCCAGGUAUAUUGGUAACACUGAAAAUUCUAUUAACAGCCUUCUGGGUUGAUUAGUUUAAUUUUAAUGUGUAUAUUAGACAUUUGUAUGUACACUCGGAUAUUGUGAUUUGUACAGCCUACAUUGGGGUAAGGAAGUGGGUGUCCAUUAGCCCUAUUUCUUUUACUAACUCGAGUAUUUCUAGAGUUCUUGAGCCACAUGUAUUUCUGUAUUUAAAGACUUGCUUGCAGACUUUCAGGUAACCAGACCCAUCUCAAAAAACCAAGAAAAGGCUUUAGCAUGGAAUAUCUUUUUGAGCUGGUGAGUUGCAAAUAGAAGGCAAGGGGAAGUCUAUCAUCAACCCAGGACAUUCCCACGUGGUCACAGGUUAGACCAUGCCACAAGGUUGGCUGCCAGACCCAGGUCUGGCUGUCCCUCUUCUCUGGCUAGUCCCUGGUUAUUGUUUUACAGGCUUGUACCUGGGUGUCAUACCCAAGCUCUCACUAUAUUAUCAAGCCUAAAACUGUAAAACUGGAGGUUUUAUUAGUAGUUUUUUUAAAUAUAUAUAUAUAAAAAAAAGUUAUUACAUAUUUGCUGAGUAGUUUCUUAAGAAUUUUCUAAAAUGCCAACUAUGGUGGGAUAUCCAAAUUAAUUUCAGGCUACUCACAUAAGUAUAUAACAAAAUGUAAAUAACUAAAAAAAAGAAAAAAAACUGAAGUCUACCAAAAGAGCCUGGGGGGAGGCGGUUAUUAAAGAGUACUGUCGUGCCCUCCACCUCACCCUGUGUCAGCCCAGGGGUCAGGCUGAUUUCCCUGGCAAGUGUUGCUUCAGUGACAUGCAGGAAGGCAGCCUGACCCAUCAUUUGCAAAGAAUUUUCCCAUCAUUUCUGGGGUUGUGUUUUACCUAAGAGCUGAGCUUCUUUCAGUUUUCAUGUUUGGUUUCGGCUUAUACGUUUUACUCCAAACAGAACAGUCUGUUUUCCGGCAUCUAGUCAGCCGGACACUGGAGCCCCGUCCUUACUGGCACUUGCUAACUUGAAGCACUGCUGUACCCUCCGACCUGUUCGAGGCAGAGGCUGUCCUGCUCAGUGUAGUCUGUCUUGGAAACUGGUAACCCGAUGUGUGGGAUUCAGUAACUCUGCUAACCAGGACAUUGUCAUCUGACCAAGUCCAACCGGAGCAUGCAUCAUAUUGGAUGUGAUGUGAACCCUUGAGUCAGGUUCCGUGGAGGGGAUCCUUUCUCCUGGGGCAGGAGUAUUUACUUGGGAAGGUACUUUCUUUUUGGUAGACGUUGGCCAUGGGUUUUUGGCGGAAGAUUUGGUCAGGGGUUUAUCAGGUCCAUCCUUGGCCUCUGAGCACCAUCUUCAUUCAGAUCUGAGUGGCUUUCUGAGUUAACACCACUUAUCAGUGGGACUGUAGGGGGCAAGUGAACAACUCGUGCUGUUAACUCCUGUUGAAUCACUUUAUAUUUCCGUAAUCCUGAGUUGUGUACAUAGAUAGCUUUCUAGCCCUCAGGUCCUCGUAUUGCUUUUAAAAUAGGGUUUGAAACAUGUCACAGGAAGGUUGCUCUCCAAAAAUACACAGUGCAGUGCAAAGAACGCUAGCUCAGUAGCCUGUCCUCUCUUGGCUAUGAGUUGCCUAAGUGCCCACUUCACGUAUAUGUUCAAACCUGUAUGUAUUUAUUGUUUAAAAAAGCAAGGCGUCUCUAGUUAUUAAUCCUAAAGCCAUCCCACUUGUACCAUUCCUCGUGGCCCUCACUGCCCAGCUCGAGUAGCGAGCCCCAGGCUCUGUGACGUCCGCGCUGCUCUCCAGGACGUUAACUACGCGUUCCGGUCUAGAAUCAAUGUGCAGGACGCGUACAGCACACGGUAUGACCAAAGAUGAUCCUCUCUGAUCAAGGCCCCUGUGACCUAUCUCAGUGUACAUAAUGGUAAGUGCAAUGGGGAAUGGUGUGCAUUUACUGAAGAAAACAGUGUCUUUAUUUGUUUAGGGUUAGCCUCACAGCUAUUAAAGCACAGGUCACAACAGCCCGGUUGAAUUUUCAGGCUGCAUGAGUGUAGCUUAGGAGUAGCUCUGGUAUAUAUCCUAUUGCAGAAUAUCUUACAUUGCCAAGAAAAUAACUAACUCCUAGAAAUGUAUUCUCUCACUCCCCGGUCUUAUUUCCCUUUAUAUUCUUGAAACACAGUAGUAACGACCAUAGCUUUCUGCUAUGUCUAGGUAUCAGAUCAUGGUAUUGGGGGUGGGCUGAGUAAAAAGUCACACCAAAGCUUAUACGAAGUCUUUGGAAAUCUGGCGGUAUGUGGUCAUCUUGUACAUUUCAGCAAAGCACCUACUAGGAAACCUCCUAGGCAGUUUUAGUGGUUUAUAUUCUAGUGUUUUUUCUGAAAUGUGCAAUCUACUGUAUAGUAUUUGCCACAUAUUUGUACAUAGAUGUAUUCCGAAUUUGUGGAAUUUCUUGCUCAGAUACUAUUUGUGUUUGUUUUCUAUGAAUAUUUUUGUAAUACUGAAGAGCUUAUUUAAAUUUCCUGUUGAAAAGCUGCAUGGUUCUUUGACCCCCAUCACUGGCACUUUCUGGUUUCUAAGUGCAGUUCACCAACAGUGGCAAAGACAACCUGGGGUUGGCCCCAAACUGCUGCCUGUCAAAGGCAAAGUCAUGGUCAUAAGACAGUGCCACUGAGCUGUGUGGCAGGCGACAGUCAGUGAUGCCUCAAGCGUGCCAGCCCCUUUGUCACCACAGCUGACUCAGGCUUUGUCUGCCCUCACUCAGACCCUUUCAGGCUCCGCAGACUGAAACCCGGCCCCAACAGCUGACAAGACAGCAGUCCCCACCAUGGUAGGAUGGCCCCUUUACUGACCUCAAACGGACUUGGCCUUGGAAAAGGGGUGAAGCACUUUGGCAGGCUUGCACAUGUUUUCAGGAGCCCCCAGUGGAGUGGCCGCCUUGUCGUCAGCCUCCCAGAAGCCCCGGGCAUCAGGAAGGUAGGGGCCUCCAGGCACCACUGGGGACUUUCUAGGGAAAUUCAGAGAGAAUUGCUAAUCCAGGUCUACCAGCAGAGCAGCACAGGUCAGUUUAACCAAAUUCACAAAUAACCCUCCAUUUUUUGCUGUCUGCCCCUGCAAACAUGAAAGCUGGAUAUCGGCAACAGAGCAGAAUACUGCGCACAAAUUGUCCUGCUGCCCUGGAGGCCAGCCACACGUUGAGCCCAAAAUUGUCAGAGAACAUUAACUGGAAGGUCAGUUUUAUCAAUAAACACAGCUUAAGAGUAAGUAAAUGUGUAUUUGGAGAGCAUCCUAACUGCGUUUCAGCUAAUCGUUUAAGUGAUUUCAGUCAAAACUGGAAAAUAACAAUUAAGGUGUAGACAUUUUUUCCUGGCUCAAGCCUUCAAUAACUUGUUCAUUUGACAGUCUUUCUGGGCUGGGUGGUAAUCAGCAGGUUCAUGUUUUUCGUUUUUGUUUUUUCCCCCCACUUCACCUUUUCUUGCAGUAUCUGAGGAAAUGUAUCAUUGCAGGGGAUUUCUUCCUAAAAUCUUUCGUUUGAGGCCUGUAAUUCAAAAAGCUGCACACGUUUACAAAAGAGCUCUUAUCAGAACUCCGCUCUGUGACUCAUUAUUGGAAAAUGUCACAAUUUUGUGACAACAAGUGGCAAUCUCAGAUCUACACGGUGCUGUCUGCAGUCCAAUAAAACACGUUAUUGGAGAUAUCAACAUAGCUGUAGUGUUCAACAGAGCUUUAUGCCAACUCCUGAGAUAAGGCUUUGACAACGUUUAUAGAGUCACUGAAACUCCCAACAGCUAUUACCUCUCUACGUUACGCUGUAAGUACACUUGCUGAUUUGGUAGGAGGAGGAGGAAGUGUUUAGGGAAGGGUUGAGUAUCCACCAAAAGUACUGAACAUCAAGUAACCAAUACUAACGCAAACUUCGCUUUAAAGGAACCAAAGGCAUUGCCAAGUAUUUGCCAAAAGGAGGCACUUUUUAUUUAAAAGUUGAGACAGAUGAGAUCUCAAAAAUCAGUCCCAAAAAGGUAUUAUCCACUUACGGUUAUAAUUUUCACCAAGGUGUAGAUAUUUCUCUAUUAUUUUCAUGUAAAAUAGUAUAGAUUCGUUUUGUUGGUUUAAGGAUAAUUCAUAGUUAGUAGUAUUACAACUUUUUUUUUUCCUUCCUAGAAAUUAGUUUCCUCCUUUUCUUGCUUGCAGUAGACAUGCUUAACGUGAUCGGUGUUUCUCUUCUUAUUUUCAUUGUCAGAUUAUGUCUUAGCAUCUCACCUUAUGAAAAAAAGGAGAAAGAUACCAAUCCACAGAGCCCUCCUCGUUGACGCACUAGUUUAGUAAACAAAAAAUUAUGGCAAUCGGGGGUCCAUUCUUGUAUUGCCUUUAUGUUGUUUUUUAAAAAAGAAAAACCAUGAUGCCUUUGUAUUUGCUGUUUGCACCCCUGAGAUCAAUUCCAUAUCAUGUUUGAAAUGCCAUACAUUUUGCACAUGUACUGUACAUAGGUAAUGCAUAUGUAUUUUUAUAUGUGUGCCCAUUUAUCAUCAGAUCUUUUGUACAUAGUGGCAGUAUCAUAGCUGAUCGGGAAAUGUUUGAUAUCUCAGCAAUUUUGCAUUUUUGUGUCUCAAAUAAAAAAACAUUUUGACGUACUAUGAUUCUUGCUAUGCAGAGCCUUUGUAGAUUGGGGGGUAGAGGUUUAAGGCAGAGGCACCACCUUUAGAAUGACCACUCACAGCAGAGAGCCCCCAGACAGACGAGCUCACCGAGGCGGGGCUUUGUAAAUCACACAGAAAGUGAAGAAACUUCCCCAAGUCCAGGACCAUGACAUACAAAAUAGAAACCCAUAGGUACCAGGUGAACUUGAAUACACCAAAAUGAGAAUUCUCAUCUCCCAUGCAGGAGACCUGUUCAGUUCCUGGCCAAUACGCCUCCUGCGCAGCCACCCUCUUUCUGUCAGUGGAUGUUGCUGUGAUGCUGAACAGGUUUCAGCGGAGUUUCCACACUAAGACAGACUAGGAAGAAAGGGCUGGUGAUCUACUUCCAAAAGUCAGCCAGUGAAAACCCUGUGAAGCACAACGGCCGGUGGGUUUUGUUUGGUUUUGCUCCUUGCAAUAUUAAAUGUUCCUCCUUGCUUUGGAAAAACAGAAUGGUAAUGAGUGAACUUGACUGACAGCCAUAACUUUUAUAUCAACAUCUGAUUAAGAAGAUGGGCAAAGUCCAGCUUCCACACACAGACCUGGGUCUCCCUGCUGCCCCGGCUCCCCAGAGCUGGACGCAGGCGAGUUGCAGCAUCCUCAGACCAUGGCCUGCUGUUGCCCUUGGGGCCAGGACCAGAAAACAACUGCCUUCUCAGGAAGGGAAGGCAAAGGCUGAAGGGAAAGGCCUUUUACAAAUGGCACCAAUAAACUGCCCUGGAAGGAGCAUAACCAAACAAACCCAGAGCCAGGCUCUCAACCACUGCGCCACCAGGGCUGCAGAAGGAACAUAGGUAGGGGGAGGAGGAAGAUGAGCAAAGCAUGAACCACAAAAAAGGGAAAAGAACAAUAAUUGAUUACCUAAAUACAACAAAGUGUUCAUUAUCUAUGGCAUUUAGGGAGCAGGAAAGCAGCCUCAACAGAUAAUAAAAGUAGAUGAAGAUUCAGAAAAGGCUAAAAUAUACGUAAUGCAUCACGUUAGCAGACAUAGAUCUGUCCUCAGGAGAGAAAAUGUGGACAUGAACUACCCAUGUGAGAGAAAAUGACAUCAAAGGGAGCAUAUAACAUGCUUCAGGAGUUCAGAGGAGCGGGCAAGGGGUAUAGCAGGUGGCUUUAGGGAAGGUGUCAUGAAAGAGGUGGUGUUUGAACAUGGAAAGGACCUUCUAAGCAGAGAAAACCACUUGGGCAAGGUCAGAGUUAAUUGGAGAAGUUUUUUUUUUUUUUGCAAUGACUUUUUUUUUAAUGAUUUUUAUUGUGCUUUAAGUGAAAGUUUACAAAUCAAGUCAGUCUCUCUCACAAAAACCCAUAGACACCUUGCUACACACUCCCAAUUACUCUCCCCCUAAUGAGACAGCCUGCUCUCUCCAUCCGCUCUCUCUUUUCAUGUCCUUUUCACCAGCUUCUAACCCCCUCUACCCUCUCAUCUCCCCUCCAGGCAGGAGAUGCCCACAUAGUCUCAAAUGUCCACCUGAUCCAAGAAGCUCAUUCCUCACCAGCAUCCCUCUCCUACCCAUUGUCCAGUCCAAUCCGUGUCUGAAGAGUUGGCUUCGGGAAUGGUUCCUGUCCUGGGGCAGCAGAAGGUCUGGGGGCCAUGACCACCAGGGUCCUUCCAGUCUCAUACCAUUAAGUCUGGUCUUUUUAUGAGAAUUUGGGGUCUGCAUCCCACUGCUCUCCUGCUCCCUCAGGGAUUCUCUGUUGUGUUCCCUGUCAGGGAAAUUUUGAUUAAGUUUUUUUUAUGUGCUAGGCAAAGGAGUCCCUGGGUGGUACACACAGUCAGGCACUCUACUACUAACAGAAAGUUCGGUGGGUUGAAUCCACCCAGACAUACCUCAGAAGAAAGGCCUGGUGAUCCACUUUCCAAAGACCACAGUAUUGAAAAUACUAUGGAGCACAGUUCUACUCUGACACACAUGGAGUUGCUUUAAGUUGGAAUUGACUUGAUGACAACUGGUUUGGGUUUUUUGGUUGGUUGGUUGGUGGAUGGGUAGGUUAGUGGGUUGUUUUGACUGCUUGGCUAGUUUUUCUUAUGUCCUAGGCAACAGGCUGGGUGCUGGAUCCUGGCUGCAGGGCAGUCUUCACGAAGGGAGUGGUAAGAAAAAAAUCUGGAAUAAUAGAGGCCUGCAAGGCUCUCCAGGCCAAGGACCAAAGACAUAAGGGCCUAGGAAACCGGUUGAUGGUAGUGCCUCAGUGUACUCCUACUGCUGUUGCACUUGUCAAAAGCACCCAAACUCCAAACAAUUCAAACACUGGCAUUGUCGUGCUCAAAGCUGAAGUUUGAUUGGUGGCAAGAAGAGGUGUGGCUUUUGUUUAUGUUGAUAGUUAAAAAUUCAGUGCUUCCUGUCUAAGAUUCAAAUGUAGACCUUUGAGAGCUUUGAUGUGUUUUCUCACUCUUACCUGCAUGUAGUCCAGGUCAUGCUACUUAGAAUCACAAGCAAAGAUUAUCUACAAAUGAAGUUCUGUAGACAAAUAGGUCAGUUACAGUGGUUUUGUUACAGUACUUUCUUAACCACUAGAAAAGGUCUACAAAGAAAAAAACCAUGAGCCUUACUUUCUUAAAUUGUGUCUAUUAAGAAACCUGGAAAAUUGACCAGGACAUCAAAUUCACUCUGUAGCUAUAUAGAAACUACAGUAUUACUAGUUGCCAUCCAGUCGGCUCUGACUCUUGGUGACCUAUGUAUAACAGAACAAAAUAUCACAAUACCAAUAUACAAAAUUAAUUCAAAAUGGAUCAUACACCUAAGUAUAAAAUCUAAAACUUCUAGAGGAAAACAGAAGAGAAAGUCUUUGUGAGUUUAGGUUAGACAAUGAUUUCUUAGGUACAACACCAAAAGCAUGAUCCAUAAAAAAAUACUAUAAAUGGAAUUUUAUCAAAGUUUAAAGCUUCCCCUCUUCCAAGGACAUUGUUAAGGGAAUAAAAAAGUGAAGCCAUGGACUGGAAGAAAAUAUUGGAAAUCAUAUAUCUGAUAAAGGACUUAUAUCUAGAAUACAUAAAGAGCUCUCAAAACUCAGUAAGAGAACAAACAACACAAUGAAAAAAAAAAAAAGAUUUGAACUGACAUUUCACCAAAGAA
Messenger RNA from Loxodonta africana (African savanna elephant), 27556 nucleotides. RefSeq names its product myocardin related transcription factor B (gene MRTFB). The record is from RefSeq and is a predicted model, not a curated record. Gene Ontology annotation, cellular component: nucleus. The transcript is spliced from 15 exons. Lineage: Eukaryota; Metazoa; Chordata; Mammalia; Proboscidea; Elephantidae. Gene Ontology annotation, molecular function: transcription coactivator activity. Bases 15827 to 19111 code for a protein of 1094 amino acids. Gene Ontology annotation, biological process: smooth muscle cell differentiation; positive regulation of transcription by RNA polymerase II.